GGUACAAGUACUUAUAUAUUUUUAUGUAUACUUACUCUGUGGCAGUGCGUGACAUUUUGAUUUUUUUUUAAAUGGCGCUGAACGAGAGCAAAGUUCACGAACAUCUUGAGGAGGAGCUCCUCCUUCCCUACAGUCAUGUGAUACAAAUCGCUAGCAAGGGCCUGCGCAAGCGCAUCGCAGAGGCGUUCAACUAUUGGCUGCGAGUGCCUGACGACAAGAUGCGAGAGGUCGUUGACAUUAUACAGAUGUACAGCGAUAGUAGUUUGAUAUUAGACGACAUACAAGACAGCAUCACAGUCCGGCGCGGCUUGCCCGCUGCUCACUGCGUUUAUGGGGUUCCGUGGGCUGUGAAUACAUCGGCACAUGUGUUUGUGUUGGUGCUGUUGAAGUGUUGCAAGUUGGGAGAUAAGGCGCAGCAAAUCUUCUCUGAGCAAUCACUAGAGCUGAUUCGAGGUCAGGGCAAGGAGAUAUAUUGGCGGGACAGUUUCAUUUGUCCCUCUGAAGAGGAGUACAAAGCGAUGCUUCAACAGAAAACGGGAGGUAUGUUCAAUUUGGCGUGCCAACUUAUGCAGAUGUUCAGUGAUAACAAAACCGAUUAUUCCGAUUUUGCGAAGACCCUCGGCAUGUACUUCCAGCUAAGAGAUGACUAUUGUAAUAUUAUACAACCAGAGGCAUGUGACGAACGGCCAGCAGACAAGGCUUUAGAUGAUUAUUGCAUGGAUUUAACUGAAGGCAAAUUCACAUUACCCGUGAUUCAUGCGGCGAAAAGUUCGUGGGGUGCAACCAUUUUGAACAUACUAAAGCAGCGUACAACAGACGUGAACACAAAGCGUUAUUGCGUGACGCUGUUGGAAGAGACAGGCAGCCUGGAGUAUACGAAGACAUGUUUGCGAGAUCUCGACCGGCAUUUGAGAAAUGAGAUACAACGUUUUGGCGGGAACCCACUGAUGACAGCCGUGUUGGACAUGCUACAGUUGGCAAAUUAAUUAAAUUGUGAUAUUAUUUAUUGUUCUAAUUUAGUAACGCUUUAAUAAACGAUAUAUUUCUGUA
This is a messenger RNA of Colias croceus (clouded yellow), 1050 nucleotides long. RefSeq names its product geranylgeranyl pyrophosphate synthase-like. Gene Ontology annotation, molecular function: prenyltransferase activity. The coding region runs from base 72 to 986 and encodes 304 amino acids. Lineage: Eukaryota; Metazoa; Arthropoda; Insecta; Lepidoptera; Pieridae. Gene Ontology annotation, biological process: isoprenoid biosynthetic process. The transcript is spliced from 9 exons. The record is from RefSeq and is a predicted model, not a curated record.